GCGAGGGAAGCAGAUAGGAAUCCUACGGUAGAUACGCUGCCCGGGCGCUGUACAGUUUGUAAGCCAAAAUGGUGCAGAAAUACCAGUCUCCAGUCAGAAUACACAAGUACCCCUUUGAAAUGGUGAUGGCGGCGUAUGAGAGGCGCUUUCCCACCUGUCCCCUGAUCCCCGUCUUCCUGGGCAGCGUGAUUCUCAGCGAGGACGUCAGCGCGGACGGCUCCUUGCGAACAGUCCAGCGCAGAUGCCAGCUACACGUGGAGGCCCCACGCCUCCUUAAGAAGAUGGCAGGUGUGGAGCACAUCUACUUCAUUCAGACGAACACGUACAACUGGAAGGACAGGACUCUGUUCAUCGAGGCCCACAACGAGACCUUUGAGAGCCGAGUGACUGUCACAGAGACCUGCUGUUAUAGCGUCCACACUGAGAAUGAGGAUUGGACCUGUUUUGAGCAGUCCGCCUCCCUGGACAUCAAGUCUUUCUUUGGAUUCGAGAGCACUGUGGAGAAGAUCGCUUUGAAACAGUACACUGCGAACAUCAAGCGGGGUAAGGAGGUGAUUGAGCACUACGUGAACGAGCUGAUCGCGGAGGGAAUUUGUGAAAUCCCACGCUGGGUCCCUCCGGAGCGGGCCGGCCGGACCGAGCCCUCCACCCUGCUCUGCGCCCUCUCUCCUCAGCCCUCACCGGACACGGGGUCAGACCUGGACCCCCCCUCAGAUAGCCCUGUGGAGGGGGCUGCAGCUGACGCAGACAAGUUAGAUGCUGACUACAUUGAGCGUUACCUUGGGAACCUGACACUGAUGCAGGAGAGCUGUCUCAUUCAGCUCAGACAGUGGCUGCAGGAGACACAUAAAGGAAAGAUCCCCAAAGACGAGCACAUCCUCCGCUUCCUGCGGGCGCGGGACUUCAGCCUGGACAAGGCGCGGGACAUGCUGUGCCAGUCGCUCAGCUGGAGGAAGGAGCACCAGAUAGACUACAUCCUGGGCGCUUGGGCGCUCCCUGCCUGCCUGGAGGAGUACUACGCCGGCGGGUGGCACUUCCACGACAGCAGCGGGCGGCCGCUGUACGUCCUGCGGCUGGGACAGAUGGACACCAAGGGCCUGGUGAAGGCCCUGGGGGAGGAAGCCCUGCUCAGGCACGUGCUGUCAAUCAAUGAGGAAGGACAGAAAAGAUGCGAGGAGAACACUAAAAUAUUUGGCAGACCAAUCACGUGCUGGACAUGUCUGCUGGACCUGGAGAAUCUGAGCACCAGACACCUGUGGAGGCCGGGGGUGAAGGCACUGCUGAGGAUCAUCGAGGUGGUGGAGGCCAACUACCCCGAGACACUAGGGCGGCUCCUGAUUGUACGCGCACCCCGUGUGUUCCCCGUGCUCUGGACCCUGAUAAGCCCAUUCAUAAACGAGAACACACGACAGAAGUUCCUGGUCUGCAGUGGAAACAGUUAUCAGGGCGUGGGAGGGCUGGAAGACUACAUCAGUAAAGAGGUCAUCCCAGACUUCCUUGGCGGGGAUUGUCUUUGCUCUGUACCAGAAGGAGGCCCGGUUCCUAAAUCCCUGUAUCAGACCCAGGAAGAGCUGCAGAACUCAGGACCCGUCAGUCUGCUGGCAGAGACCAUCUACCAGUUGGCUUACAUCGUCCAGGGGGAACCGCAUGAGUUCUUCAUAGAGAUCCCAGAGAGUUCCUCUGUUAUCACCUGGGAUUUCGAUGUCUUGAAGGGGGAUGUCUUGUUCAACAUCUUCCGCUCCAAACGGCUGCCCCUGGCAGUGGAUAAGAGCACGCCGGCCUUGGCCCCGAAUGUGCGCAGUGUCCAGCUGACAGAGAAGAGCGGGGCGUCUGGUGUGGACUAUGGCAGGGUGGAGACUCCCCUCAUGUGUCGGGAGGGGGAGAGCAUCCAGGGCUCCCAUAUCACCCGCUGGCCUGGCCGCUAUAUCCUGCAGUGGAGGGCAGCCAACCACCUCUCUGGCUCCACCCUGCCUACUGUAGAAGACGUGCUAGCCACCCUGCAGGGCUCCACCCACAAGUGCAAAAUCAUGUACUACACCGAGGUGCUGGCCUCCCACGACUUCAGGGGGUCCAUGACCAGUUUGGAGUCGUGCCAGAGCGGGUUCUCCCAGCUGAGCGCUGCCACCACAUCCUCCAGCCAAUCACAAUCCAGCUCACUCAUCUCCAGAUAGGCCCUCAGGAGAAUGAGCAGGAUGCUCAAAAAUAAUCUGCAUGGAAAAGCGGUCAGAAGGAACCUUUCCUGCAGCCUCAUUACAAAAGCCAAUGUUUGAAGUCUGCAACACAACACUGAGAAGCCAGAGUCGUUUCCGGAACAAAGUGCUGUGGACUGAAGAAACCAAAACGUAACUCUUUGGCCACAACCACCAAAGAUACAUCUGGAGAAAAAUUGGAAGCAUUUGAAGAAAAGAACAUGUUGCCUACUGUUAAUCAUGGUGGUGGAUCUAUUCAAAGCAACUGUACGUUAAAAUGUCCAUAAGCAUGUCACGUUUUUGCUUGCUCCCUGCAGAGGUUGCAUUAACUUCUUUUCCAUUUAGAAAAUCAGGGGUGUUCACCGUACAUGCAUAUGCAUAAACACAAAUACCAAUGAGUACACUAAGGGCAGGAAGCAGUGGCACUUUACACAACAGUUCAGGUAUUGCAAACUUUAAAUUAAGCUGUGUUUUUAAACAAUAAUGUGUGGAACAGCACUAUGUGAGAUUCUGUUUUUAACAUAGUUUUGGAGCUUUUCAUAUUAUUCUAGAGCUUUCGAUUUGUGUUCCAUACUGAUCCGAGUAAAAUAAUUGCAAUUUUGGGAGAAGUAUGCAUAUUUUAGGGAAGUGCUAUUUUUCCAGGCUGUUUGUAAAAUGAUUUCCCACGUGACUUGAUGUCCAUUUUUUCAUAGAUAUCAGAUGACAUUGCUAAAUGUUAACACAGAGCGCUGACCACAGGAGGCAGAGGAGCAAGAGGAAUCGGGGUCUGGGGCAGGGUUAGACUCAAAGAGCCUACUGCUGUUUGCGUGUGGGCCUUUAAACAACGAUGUCAAGAGUAGUACAGUGUUACCAAGCUGCCUUUAUUUAGCACAGCGGUGAACAGAAAGAUAACUCAAUGACUCAUUCAGAGGCUUGAAACUUAACCCAGCCAACCCAAAGAGCAACUCACCAUUCAGAGAAGCAGCAGUGAUACUGCAGUGAUCAUCAGGACAAACUGUGCAGAAAAACUCUGGAGCUCGUUCCAAAAAACAGGAUUACUGAGAUACCAGACAAUUGCACCAAAAAAAAAAAAAAAAACCUCUCUGAAAUCUGCAAGAACGGACUGAAUUAAAAAGCGCUGUUCCGGGUUUUACCUUGUGCAGUUAUCCGGGUAACCCUGUAAUCGUGCUUUGUGGAACAGGCCCCCCAGACGGCACUGCAGGACUGUUCUCUGAAAUUCGAAAGCCAUAUGAGCUUGAGCAGUGUACUGCAGUGUUCAGCAUAGCAGUGCACUGCUCUUCCCAGUUCAUACUCCUUUUUUGUUGCUUAAACUGAAGGGCAUCUAAUUUGGUGCUUUAGAUUUGUCAUAGACUUAUCUGUGACCUUGGGCUCUGGAAAAUAGCUUAAUAGUAAUAACAACAACAACAACAACAACAAGUAUUCAUAUGAUUAUUGUCGUCUUAUAAAAUGAGGAUGCCUUGAAUUUAGAAUGGCCACAGUAUUGUUAUAUUGGCAUCAACAUUUCAGCAUACAAAUUGAAUUAAAAGCUUAAUAUUCUGUUUCAACCUUCAUUACCAUAAAAUGUAAAAGGGCUAAGAUAUUUCUAAUGUAUUGAAUGGGUGAAGAAACAUAGUUGUAAACUAAUGUUUGGGUGAAGUUCAUUUUAACUAACAGUGGUCUGUUUUGACAUGAUACAUAACAAGUAAAAUAAUAGCCAUGUGCUACUUAAUGUCUCUAAUAGCCUUUCUUUUGAGACUGUGUGACCAGUUUUCUAUUUAACCAUCUAAGGACGGUUUCUGAUUCUUAAAGAAAUCAAUAAAUCAAUCCCUUGGUAUGUGUUCAAUUUAUUCACCAAAACCUUUUUUUCUUCAAACUCAAACACUUACUGUAUAAAUUGAAGACAUUUAUUUAACUUCACUUUAAAUUACUGAACUGAUAUUUAGUUGCAUAACCAUUGUUUUUUAUAACUGCUGUGCAUCUGCGUUGCAUGGAGUCAACCAACUUCUGGCACCUAGCAACAGGUAUUUCAGCCCAGGAUGAACAAACUACAUUCCACAGUUCUUGUGGAGUUUUGGGUUUUGCUUCAGAAACUACAUUUUUAAUGUCACCCCACAAAUUUUCAAUGGGUUUGAGGUCAGGGGAUUGAGCUGGCCAUUACCUCAAUCCUUUUUGUCUGGAGCCAAGGUGUUGCUUGCUUACUCAUGUGUUUGGGGUCGUUGUCUUGUUGAAACACCCAUUUCAGGGGCAUUUCCUCUUAGGCAUACAGCAACAUAAUCUCUUCAAGUAUUCUGAUGUAUUCAAACUGAUCCAUGAUCCCUGGUAUAUGAUAAAUAGGCCCAACACCAUAGUAUGAAAAACAUCCCCAUACCAUGAUUUUGCGCCUCCAUGCUUCACUGUCUUCACAGUGUACUGUGGCUUGAAUUCAGUACCCAGGGGUUGUCUGACGUACUGUCGACGACCACUAGACCCGAAAAGAAAAAUUUUACUCUCAUCAGUCCACAGAAUGUUACGCCAUUUCUCUUUGGGCCAAUCGAUGCGUUCCUUGGCAUAUUUUAACCGAUUCUGCACAUGCCAUUUUUUCAACAAUGGUGCUUUACAGGGGCUUCCAGCUGAUAGCUUAGCUUCGAUCAAAUGUCUUCUGACUGUAACAGCACUUACAUGUAAUUGUAGAUCAUCUUUGAUCAUUUUUUCUGGAGCUGAUGAAUGGCUGAAUCUUUGCCAUUCUGAUUAUUCUUUGAUCCAUUUUAACAGUAGUUGGUCGUUUUCUUCUGCGUGUUUCGGGUUUUUGUUGUCAUUUUAAAGCAUUUGAAAUCAUUUUAGCUGAGCAUCCUAUAAUUUGCUGCACCUCUUAAUACGUUUUCCCCUCUCCAAUCAACUUUUUAAUCAAAUGACGUUCCUCCGAACAACGUUUGGAACGGACCAUUUUUCUUAGCAAUUAAGAAGGAAAUAUAUUUCAUAACAAUGUGAUUGCUUCCCUUCUUCCUUAAUAAAGGACAAUUAAUGACACCUGUUUUUUCACAGAAUGAAUAAAUUCUCUAAUUAAA
Conger conger (European conger) is the source of this 5212-nucleotide messenger RNA. RefSeq names its product SEC14-like protein 5. The record is from RefSeq and is a predicted model, not a curated record. The transcript has 15 exons. Gene Ontology annotation, cellular component: cytoplasm. The coding region runs from base 69 to 2171 and encodes 700 amino acids. NCBI's taxonomy places the organism in Eukaryota, Metazoa, Chordata, Actinopteri, Anguilliformes, Congridae.